CUCUCUCUCGCUCUCGCAGGCUCAUCCGACUCACCUCGGUGAGAAACUGAAACACAAUCCGACUCGUAUAGCAAGCCUAACCAGGCUCGCUGUCUUUCUCACGCGCACGCAGGCACACACACACACACAUACACACCACACACACACACACACACACAGGUUCUCCUUCUCUCACAGCAGUGUUUCCUCAGGAAGGAGGCCAUUUUGUUACGGACCGGCUUCACAACAACAAACUUUUUUUUUUUUUUUUUUUUGCUUUGUGUGUGUGUGAAUGUGGGGGGGUGUUUUUCUUCCUUCAACUUUGUUGAGGCUUUGUGCGUGUGUGUGAGAGAGUGUUUUGUUUUUUCAUCUUCCUUCAGUGGGUUUCCUGCUGAAGCCUAGACUUUCUCCUCCCCUCUCACAGCAGAGGAAGAGAGGGAGGAGGGAGAGAGAGAGAGCGAGUGAGACAGAACAAGAGAGAGAGAGAGAGAGAGAGAGAGAGAGGAGGGGAACAGGAGAGGAGUGGAGGAGAGUGAACAAGCGAGUGAGAGAGAGAGAGAGACAGAGAGAGAACUUCAGAAGCUAAAGAACUUGCCGUGUUGAUCUGCGAGGCUUACGUAAUGGGGAAGGUGUGAGCGGACGUCUGUGGAAGUCUGAACGGAGCGGGGGAUAGAGAAGAGGGGACAGACGGAGAGAGAGAAGGACUGCAGCACUCGGAGGUGGACGGACGACUUAGAGGAGUGACCUGGGAGAGGCCGUUUGGACUCACGGUUGCGUGUGUGUGCGAGUCACCGACCGGAGCAAACACGCGCGUCUGUGUGUGUUUGUGUGUGUGUUUAAGGUGCGAGCAAGCGUGUGAGCAGAGGUGUAAGGUGAGAGUGUGAGUGUGUGUCUCCGCUCCCUCACACCCAUCUCUGCUCCUGCUCCCCCUGUCUACACACACUUUCUUUCUUUCUUUCUUUCUUUCUUUUUCUCUCCCUUCUUCUCUCCCUUUCUCUCUCUCACUCUCUCUCUUUCCAUCCGUUUCGUUGGUUCUUCUCGGUCAUUCCUGCGGACGCUCAGCCUGCUGUGGCCAGUUGAAGUGAGUGAUGGCCAACGCUAGCCCCUGCCUGUCCUCGGGGCCCCUGGCCCACCCGGUCUUCUUCCCCCCCGGCGGGGGUCCCUCUCCCCCGGGCUCCGUGGUCAUGCAGCACGGCCCCCCCAUGGCUAUACCCCCGGGGGCCGCCGUCUCGGGGUUCCCCCCGUCGCUGGACAUGGGAGUGGGGGUGACCCAGGGCCCCGGAGGAGUGGGCGCCAUGUCGCCCGUGCUGCCCGUGCCCAUCGGGGUCUCGUUCAUCAUCCAGAUCGGACUGACCCGCGAGUCCGUCUUUCUGCCGCAGACGGCUGACCUGGCCUACGUCAAGCAGAUCGCCUGCUCCAUCGUGGACCAGAAGUUCCCUGAGUGUGGUUUCUACGGCAUGUAUGAUAAGAUCCUACUCUUCAAGCAUGACACGGGCACCAACAACAUCCUGCAGCUGGUCAAGGCAGCUUCGGACAUCCAGGAGGGUGAUCUGGUAGAGGUGGUGCUCUCAGCGGCGGCCACCUUUGAGGACUUCCAGAUCCGCCCCCACGCGCUCAACGUGCACUCCUACCGGGCGCCGGCCUUCUGCGACCACUGCGGCGAGAUGCUGUUCGGCCUGGUGCGGCAGGGCCUCAAGUGUGACGGCUGUGGGCUGAACUACCACAAGCGCUGUGCCUUCAGCAUCCCCAACAACUGCAGUGGGGCGCGGAAGCGGCGUCUGUCCACUACGUCGCUGACCAGCACUCAGUCCAUGCGUCUGACCACCAGCGAGUCGCUCAGCACGGUCAGCACCAGCACCACCACCACCUCGGAGGAGACCAACCUCGUACGCUCACACACACAGAUGCCUCGGACCCCGAGCGAGGCGCGGCGCUUCACCUGCCGGCCGGUGCACCUGGACAAGAUGCUGAUGAGCAAGGUGAAGGUGCCGCACACCUUCGCUGUGCACUCCUACACGCGGCCCACCGUCUGCCAGUACUGCAAGCGUCUGCUCCGAGGACUCUUCAGACAGGGCCUCCAGUGCAAAGACUGUAAAUUCAACUGCCACAAGCGCUGUGCCUACAAGGUGCCCAACGACUGCUUAGGAGAGACCAUAGACAUCCUGAGUCCCAGUGCGGACACUGAGGUGCCCAUGGACUACAGUAGCGAGUACGCCGACUCUGAUAAGUCCUCUCUGAUGGACGACUCGGACGAGGCCUGCAGCAUCCCCGGCUCAUUCUCCCCCGACAGCGGACAGGACGGAAGCAGCGGGGACCAGAGGUCAGGACAGCACACGAGGGGCUCAGACGACUGUUUGGUGAAGAUCUGGUCGUCUUUCGACGGGCGGCUUCACUCUACGCUGCGGGGCCACUCGGCCGAGAUCUCGGACCUGGCCGUGAACUUCGAGAACACUCUGAUCGCCGCCGGCAGCUGCGACAAGACCAUCCGCGUGUGGUGCCUUCGGACCUGCGCUCCUGUGGCUGUGCUGCAGGGGCACACGGGCUCCAUUACCUCGCUACAGUUUUCUCCAUUUGCCAAGGGCUCAAAACGAUAUAUGGUAUCCACGGGUACUGAUGCAACAGUCUGCUUCUGGCAAUGGGAUGUAAAUAAUAUCAAUUUCAGUGAACGGCCACAUAAGUUUACAGAGCGACCCCGGCCUGGCGUUCAGGUGGUUUGCUCCUCCUUUAGCCCAGGUGGCAUGUUUUUAGCAACGGGCAGCACAGACCAUGUUAUCAGAAUAUAUUACCUGGGAUGUGGCAAUCCAGAGAAAGUAUCUGAAUUAUCUGACCACACGGACAAAGUGGACAGCAUCCAGUUCUGUCACACAGGAGAAAGGUUUGUGAGUGGCAGCGGAGAUGGAACGGCACGAAUCUGGCGGCUGCAUCAUCGGCAGCAGUGGCGGAGCCUUCUUCUGGACAUGAGUGCCACUCUGCCGUCUGAAACUGUAACAGUAAGGGGGGACCUCUUCUUUAAGGCCAAGGUUACCAUGGUGUCCUGGGAUCGACAUGACAACACGGUCCUCACCGCUGUCAACAACUAUCUGAUCAAAGUGUGGAACUCGUACACAGGAGAGCUGCUACAUAUCCUGAAGGGUCACGAGGCCGAGGUGUUUGUACUGGAGCCGCACCCCUUCGACCCCAGGGUCAUGCUGUCCGCCGGCCACGACGGCAGCGUCUACAUCUGGGACCUCCUGAAAGGCACAAAGACACAGCACUACUUCAAUAUGAUUGAGGGCCAGGGCCAUGGCGCCGUCUUUGACUGCAAGUUCACGCCGGACGGACAGCGCUUCGCCUGCACCGACUCCCACGGCCAUCUCAUCAUCUUCGGCUUCGGGAGCUCCAAGCCCUACGAGAAGCUACCAGACCAGGUGUUCUUCCACACGGACUACCGGCCGCUGAUCCGCGAUGCCAACGGCUUCGUUCUGGACGAGCAGACGCAACAGGCGCCCCAUCUCAUGCCCCCGCCCUUCCUGGUGGACGUCGACGGCAACCCGCACCCCCCCAGGUACCAGCGCCUGGUGCCAGGCCGGGAGAACAUCUCCGACGAGCACCUGGUCCCACAGCUGGGCUACGUGGCCACAAGUGACGGGGAGGUGGUUGAGCAGGUGAUUAGCCAGCAGCCGGGCGAGAGUGUGGAGGUGGCGGUGGGUCGGAGUGCUCUGGACCAGGCCAUCCGGGUCCUGCAGCAGAAUCAGGACCGGGGCGUCCUGCCGCUGGUGCCCGAAGGAGCUGUGGCACCGGCUCCUGCCCCCCUACCAGCCCCCGGGACUCCCCGCAGAGUGUCUAUGAACGAGCGCAUGGAGCUGCAGUCGUCCCCUAACGUGGGCCUGCGGCGGAGUGGCCAGGUGGAGGGGGUGCGGCAGAUGCACCAGAACGCCCCCCGCAGCCAGAUGGCCACCGAGAGGGACCUGCAGGCCUGGCGCCGCCGCGUGGUCGUGCCCGAGCUCACCAACAGCACCUACCGGUAUCAGGAGCGCUACCGCACGGCCAAAGGCGAGGAGGAGACCACGCUCUUCAACACCAGGAAGCGCCGCAUCAUUCAUGGCGGUUUCAGGGAUGACUCGGACGACGAGGUGGCUUGUGUGAAGCGGGUUCCGUCUCGCAAGCGCCAGUGGAAGGACGGGGAGGAGUUUAUCGAGUUUUCCUGCGAGGAGGGCGAGGAGACGGCCGCGAGCUCUGAGGACCAUGACAUGGAGGGCACUGAAAACGACUCGACCAAUGAGGAAGAGUGGAAGAGCGACAGCUCCAGCAACUCAUCUGGCGAGUAUUCCGAUUGGAUGGCUGACGCCGGCAUCAAAGCGCAUCCCACACCCCCGCUGUCGUCACGGAGACGGGCGCGACGCCAGCUCAGCAGCUCGGAGGAAGAGGAUGAGGAGGAGGAGGAGGAAGAUGACGAUGAUGCCGAGGAGGAAGAGCAGACGACUCAAAACGAAGAGGAGCAAACACCUCACAAACCGAAGAAGACCAAGAGUAAAGCACCCAAGCGUCCCAAAGCUCGGCCAUCCAUUAACAGGGAAGUGUCCACUGAGUUCCGGCCCUCUGUCUGGAUCACUGACGUCGUUCCCAGGAAGUCUCCAUUCGUCCCGCAAUUGGGAGAUGAGGUGAUCUAUUUCCGUCAGGGCCACGAGGCCUAUGUGGAGGCGGUGUGCAGGAAUAACUUGUACCCCAUCAACCUGGACAAGCAGCCCUGGAAGAAGAUGCAGCUGAGGGACCAAGAGUUUGUGAAGAUCACAGGCAUCAAGUACGAGGUGUGUCCUCCCACCCUGUGCUGCCUGAAGCUCACGCUGAUUGACCACGGCACGGGCAGGACCACAGACAAGUCCUUCUCCAUCAAGUAUCAUGAUAUGCCAGAUGUGAUUGACUUCUUGGUUCUGCGGCAAUGCUAUGACGACGCACGGAACAGAGUGUGGCAGCCAAACGAUCGUUUCCGCUCCGUUAUCGAUGACUGCUGGUGGUUUGGGUCCAUCGUGUGUCAGGAGCCGUACCAGCUGGAGUAUCCCGACAGCCACUUCCAGUGCUUCAAAGUCAAGUGGGACAAUGGGGAGACUGAGAAGCUGAGCCCAUGGGACAUGGAGGCCAUCCCAGAGAACGCCCAGCAGCCCGAGUCUGAGGGGGGAGGUGUGCCAGUUACCGGAGAGGAGAUGAUUGAAGUGCUCUACAAGCCCCAGACAGGAGAGUGGGGCGACAGACCGCGCGACGAAGAGUGUGAACGCGUCAUGGGUGGCAUCGACCAGCUCAUCACCGUGGAUAUCGCUGCUCCGUUCUCUGGCCCGGUGGACAUCAGCCAGUACCCCACGUACUGCACGGUCAUCGCGUACCCCACGGACCUGGGCACGGUUCGCAUGAGGCUCCAGCAUCGCUUCUACAGGCGAGUUUCUGCACUAGUCUGGGACAUCCGACACAUAUUCCUCAACGCCAGGACCUUCAACGAGCCUCGCAGCAAAAUCGCCGACUCUGCCAAACUCAUCACUGAUGCCCUCCUCAAGUACAUUAGUAAGCCAGAGUGCACAGACAUCAUGGAGAUCUACAACGCACUGGAGAACUUGGAGUACUCUGAUGAGGAUAUGGAAGCAGACGUGCCUGGAACAUCAUCUGGACAUGCUCUGCGUCAGACUGCAGCAGAGCCUGCUCCUGAUCCCGAGGCGUGGAAGGAGCAGUGCAGGCGCCUGGUGAACUACAUAUUCGAGUGCGAGGACUCGGAGCCUUUCCGCCACCCCGUGGACCCUAUAGAAUUCCCCGAUUAUGCAGACAUCAUUCACUCACCGAUGGAUUUCGAAACUGUGCGAAAUACCAUAGAACAGGACCGAUACGAAAACCCCAUUGAAUUUUGCAAAGAUAUUCGUCUUAUCUUUGUCAAUGCAAAAGCCUACACACCAAACAAGCGCUCAAAGAUCUACAGUAUGACUCUGCGCCUCUCUGCGUUCUUCGACGAGCGCAUCAGAACGAUCAUAUCGGAUUACAAGACGGCGGUGAAGAGCAGCGCCAAGCUGCGUCGCAGCCAGAGGUUCCGCAAAAGGCAGCAAUACCAGGAACCCCAGGUGCCGGGCCACGGAUCCACCAGCAACCAGAAAAGGGCUGCUUUGAAAGCUCAGGAAAAGGUGGAGACGUCUUCAACCAAAUCUACCUCAGCCAAAGUGACUGCGUCGGAGAGGAGCAGUAGGAGUACGCGCCGGCGACACGGAGGACGCAGGUCCUCCACGCGCACGUCUUCUGACGACGAUGAUGACGAGGACUCUGCAUCCAAAGGAGCCUCCACCACUCCGGAGUCGGAGAGUGAGAGUGAAAUGAGUCUAAACGACUCCGAGGGCCAAUCGCAGCGUUCGUCUCGACGGCAUCUCAGGAGGGACACUCGGUCAUCAGGCCUUGCCACACGGAGCCGAGGGAGCACCCAUAGGAGGAGGAGGGUGGCAGAGAGCGAGAGCGAGAACGAGGGCCGGUCUGUGAGGAGCUACCCCGGCAGAAGCACCAGGCUGAGAAGGAAACACACGGAGACCUCGGACCGGAGGCGGCCAGAGACCCACGCUAAGAUGAAUGGUGAUGACAGAGCCUCACGCCUGGAGAGACGAAGGCGUUUCAAUCACAUCAACCGCCAGACCUCUCAGGAAUCUGACAUCUUCACCAAAGACGAGGAGGAAGACGAGAAGGAGGAUGACGACGAUGAUGAUGACGACGAUGAGUCAAUAUCCCGCAGACCCAAAACGAGGAAAACUGCUCGCGCAGCUGCCACUAGGUUUAAGAUGCUUGAUGCCUCGGAAGAGGAGGAUGACGAGGAGGAACCGAAGGACAGCAGGAGAUCAAGCAGGAACCAGGGGUCUCGCUCCAGCAAGCGCAAAGCAGUACUGCACAGCAGCUCGGAGUCAGAGGGCCAGGCACCUUCACAGAGUGAAAGUAAGAAUGAAGAGUCUGGGAGUGAGGAGGAGAAGAGCGAUGGCAGUAAGGAGAGUGGUGUCUCAUCGAGUCGGAAUGGAGAGGGAAACGGAGGGAGCCUUCGACCAAUGAGGAAAAGUGCCUCCAAGGGUCGCCAUGACCGUCAAUCACACCUGAAUGGCCACAGUAGUAAACAUCAGGCAAAGAGUGAGGAGAACUCCGACCGAGAGGCUAGUCCCGGAGACAGUUUGGAUGAAGACGAGGGCGGUCUCAUCGUUCGGCGGAAGUUAACUAGAAGAACGGCAGCUGCUGCCGCCAGCAAAAUAAAAAAUCUGAACACCAGCGAGGCUGAAGAGGAAGAGGAAGAGGAAGAGGAAGAGGAAGAGGAAGAGGAAGAGGAAACCCCUUCCAGGAGCAGGCGACAGCAGGGAGCCCCCAAAACCUCUGAGGAAGAAGAAUGUGAUGACGAAGAGGUUGGAGAUGCAAAAUUCCAGAAGCACCCUUACCAGAACGGACGGAAGAUGAGAGGAGAUGCCGAAGCCACUUCAAGAAGCCAAGAACAAACAACAUCUGCCUCACACACACAUGCCACCAAGACACCUUCUGAUGCCGCUGCCUCACGACGCACUCAUAGGUCAGACGACCUCAGCAGCAUUCCCAGGAAAAGUGAGACACGGAAAAAGAAAAUCAUGUCUGACGACGAAGAGGAAGAUGAUGGGAAACAGUCAGACGGAGAAGACGAGACCCAAGCGAACGCCACAGAUGGGGAUGGAGCCGGUAAAAGGAGGUCGUCACGGAAACAUGAUUCGAGCAAGGAGCAGGAGUUCUCAAGAAGUUCACAAGAGUCCCCAUCUGAAAGUGUGGAAGAGGAGGAGGAGGAGGAGGAUGAUGAUGAUGAUGAUGAUUAUAAGGCAAAGUGCAAAAAAAGCUUCAAGAGGAAGGAAGCUUCAUCAGAUGAGUGGACUGACGGGGGGGAAAAGAAAGCAGUUUCCAGGCGAAAACCACAACUGAGAUCACUGCCCAAGAAGAAGUAUAUUACUGACGACUCUGAAGAAGACCACCUCACUGAAGAAGGCAGUCACUCAAGGAAUGGCAAGGACUUGACUAGUGACCCAAAGCAUCUUGCCAAACGGAAAAAAGAGCAUCAAGACAAACGAGGAAGGAGUGAAGCCACCUCUGUAAAACGAGAACAAACAUCUGCCUCAGACACACAUACCACCAAGAAACCUUCUGGUGCUGCUGCUGCAAGCUCAACACCUGCUGCAGAAUCUAAAGACCAUAGCGACGUUCCCAGGAAGGGAGGAUUGCCCAAGAAGAAAAUAAUCUCUGAUGAUGAGGAGGAGGAGGAGGAUGAAGAGGAGGAGGUAGAGGAGGAGGAGGAGGAGGAAGAAGAAGAAGAGGGAAAACAGUCCUCCGAAGAGGCAGAAGGAGGGAGCCAGCAGAGCCAAACCACUGAAGAAGAUGGUACCAGCAAGGAGCAGUCUUCACAGAGCAAGAAUGGAUCCAGAAGAUGUGACUCCAGAAGGCAUCUUGGGAAUUCCAGUAGGAGAGUAGAGAAGUCCCUCUCUGAAAGCGAGCCAAGAAAAAGCCAUAAGAAAAAGCAAGCCUCCUCUUCCUCCUCCGAGUGGUCCCACAGCAAAAGCGAAGAGUCUGAACGGGAAGAGAAAAUCUCGUCUAGCCGAAAACGCCUGAGGGCAUUACCUAAGAAGAAGUAUGUAACCGACGACUCAGAGGACGACGUGGAGGCAGGUAACUCGAGGAACGGUAAGGGCUUGACCAGUGACUCAAAGCGUCGAGCCAAACGGAAACGUCACCGAGGCUCAGAAGACUCAGGAGACCACCAUAGAAGCCACGGCAAGAGGCGGAAGUCGAGGGACCAGUCAGAGAGCGAGAAUGAUGACGAAGACCAUCGCAAACGGAAAACGUCAAAGUCAACAUCAUCCAGAGGUUCCUUGAAGGAGCCCAAAGGGAGGUUGCUCUCUGAGGAGGAGGAAGAAGAGGAGGCGGAGGAGAGGAGCAAGUCUCGACAUGGCCAGAGGAGAGAACAUAGGUCGCAGAGACUCAAACGGAAACGUGGUGGCUCCAGCCCUGAGAGUGAAGAGGAAGAGGAUGAGGAGGAGGAGGAAGAAGAAGAAGAAGAGUCAGGCACUGAGUUGAGCUCCUCCAGCUCCGGCUCAGGGAGUGCUUCUAAAAGGCGAACGAGGAAACGGCAGCCAGAGAGCAAGAGGAGAUCCCACCGGAGAGGCAGUGACUCGGAUGCAGACAGUGAUUACGAUGACCGGAAAUCCAAAAGGGCCUCUAAAGUCCGGACCAGAAACCGUGGGAAGAGAACUGUGACCUACAAUGAUAGUGAAUGAAUGGGUUCAAGCCAGCCAACAUUUAGGCGACCAGGAAGGAGGAGGACGAUGUAAAUGCAUAGACACUAACUGGAGACCUUGAAGACAACUUGAUUGUCCAGGGAAGAAAAAAAAAAAAUUGGUAGCAGCACUGGAGUUAACACAGAGCAAAUACUGUGAAUCUGUUUUAAUUCAGGGAUAUUUAUAUUUUCUAUGAAAAAAAGAUUUAUAGAACUGCUGGUUUUUGGUUUGGGCAAACCAGUGCCAUUCUGCUUCAGUGACUUGUGAUUCAUUCUUUUUUUUUUUUUUUUCGUUUGGCCAGCAAAAGUGGGGACAAAUAAAGAAAAAGAACACGCAUACACAAACACGUUCGGGGGCAGGGGUGCUUUGGGUGCUAUCUUAAUAUACCUCCACUCUAAUCAAGCAUAUGUUGCUGGCUUGCACUAUGAUGCACACUGUAUUGAGGUGUUUUUCCUACACUAGCUCUAGCAGAAUAGAAACUCAGGGGUCAACUACGUUUACCAUAGUCUCAAACUUGCAAUUUUUUGUCCCAUAUUUUGUUAAAUGCUGAAGAGAAAUAGAGUAGCAUUAUAUGAAAUAAUUUCAGAUAUGGCGGUUUGCGGUUGAAGCACACUCACUGAAAGAAACAUGUCACCCAUUUCCAACACUCCUUUUGUAAAGACGCCUUGCAUUAUCCAUGGUAAUUGUGGUAUUGAAUAAUUUGUAUGAGCCAAAAUGUACAAAUUUGAGUCCUUAACUUCUCCCCUGCGGUUACUGCGGUUAUUUUUGUUAUUUUUUUAUUGUGUAUAUUUACUUUUUGUUCUUCCUAGUUGACAUUUUUGAUUGUCGAAUGACCUUAAUGUGCAACAUUUUUUUUCCCAUUUCAUUAUGUAGCAAAAGUAUGGCAUAUUUAAAUUGUUUGUCGAGCAUUAUUCCUCCCUCUCUACAUUGGAUGCAUUGUCUUGCCAUAAUCAAAUUAAUUGGUACCCGUUUGCGAAGUACAGGAGAUCAGUAGUACUUAUUGCAAAAUGCAGUGAUUUCUCAUAUUGGGAAGAAGUUCUAGUGUUUUGUGUUUAUGUAUUUUCAGUAUUAAAUUCCUUGUCAGAUUUUGA
Messenger RNA from Sardina pilchardus (European sardine), 10333 nucleotides. RefSeq names its product bromodomain and WD repeat-containing protein 3-like. Gene Ontology annotation, biological process: regulation of transcription by RNA polymerase II; cytoskeleton organization; regulation of cell shape. Gene Ontology annotation, cellular component: nucleus. Gene Ontology annotation, molecular function: protein binding. The record is from RefSeq and is a predicted model, not a curated record. Lineage: Eukaryota; Metazoa; Chordata; Actinopteri; Clupeiformes; Clupeidae.